UCCCUCCCUCCUCUAUUUUCUCUUCUUUCUAUUCUCAAAACCCUAAAUUUGAUUUGAAUAUUGAAUAUUACUUUUUAUUUAGAAGAUUUUUAGUUACCUUCGGCUCUACCCCGCCUCUGCAUAGCUCUGUUAUAUUUUGAUUUGAGAUCCCGAUCGAAAAUCUUUGUGAUCUUCAAAGAUGGGAGAAAGAAAAGUACUGAACAAAUAUUACCCGCCGGACUUCGAUCCGUCGAAGCUUCCGAGGGCCCGGCGGCCGAAGAAUCAACAGAUGAAGGUUCGUAUGAUGCUUCCGAUGAGCAUACGUUGUAAUACCUGCGGAAACUAUAUUUAUAAAGGCACCAAGUUCAAUUCACGCAAAGAAGAUGUUAUCGGCGAGACAUAUUUGGGAAUCCAAAUAUUUAGGUUUUAUUUCAAAUGCACCAAGUGCUCUGCGGAGAUGACGAUAAAGACUGAUCCACAAAAUUCAGAUUAUGUUGUUGAAUCGGGUGCAACAAGAAAUUUUGAACCUUGGCGUGCUGAAGAUGAGGAAGCGGAGAAAGAGAAACAGAAAAGGGAAUCUGAAGAAAUGGGGGAUGCGAUGAAAUCUUUGGAGAACAGAACGUUGGAUUCAAAAAGAGAGAUGGAUAUCCUUGCUGCGCUUGAUGAAAUGAAGUCUAUGAAGUCCAGACAUGCCACGGUGAGCGUAGAUUCAAUGCUGGAGGCCUUGCAACGCACUGCCGCAGAAAAGGAAAAGAAAAUAGAAGAAGAAGACGAAGCCCUCAUUAAAUCGAUUUUCCAGAAGCCAAAGGAAUUUGUUCGAAGGAUUUCAGAUGAUGUUUUCGACGAUGAUGAGGAUCUGACCCGUUUAUUGAGUGGCAAUAGUGAAACCUCAAAUGAUGGCUUAAAGAGGAGAAAGGUGUCGGAAGAAUCUUCAAGUAACCCUACAGAUGCUUUAACAAAAGCUAGUUUGCCUGAUGAUUCCAGCAGUAAAGAAGGUUCAAGUGGCUCGGGGAGUCGUCAAGUUAAAGCUCCAUUCAUGUCGUCGGUGAAAAUCUCGGUUGUGAAGAAGAAACCAGAGAAGAAAGAAGAAAAAGUGGGUAAUGACACAAGCACUGGUCUCCUAUCCUUGUGCGAAAGCUAUGGUGAAAGUGAUGAUGAUUAGUGCUACUUUAUUUUAGUCAAUAUUAUUGUAAUUUUAAAACCUGAUUUUCCAUUUCCGAGUACUCUAUAUUUUUCUACUACUUACCAAACAUGGAAACAGAACAAUGAUUUGAGCAUUUGAAGAAGAUAUAAAACAAAAUGAAAUUUCGAAA
Molecule: messenger RNA, 1292 nt
Organism: Gossypium raimondii (Peruvian cotton)
Lineage: Eukaryota; Viridiplantae; Streptophyta; Magnoliopsida; Malvales; Malvaceae
Exons: 8
Coding region: 179-1141 (320 amino acids)
Biological process (GO): mRNA splicing, via spliceosome
Cellular component (GO): U2-type catalytic step 1 spliceosome
Source: RefSeq, a predicted model, not a curated record